Molecule: messenger RNA, 1032 nt
Organism: Quercus lobata
Lineage: Eukaryota; Viridiplantae; Streptophyta; Magnoliopsida; Fagales; Fagaceae
Product: ankyrin repeat-containing protein BDA1-like
Exons: 4
Coding region: 1-1032 (343 amino acids)
Molecular function (GO): protein binding
Source: RefSeq, a predicted model, not a curated record
AUGGCUGAGAGAAUUGGCGAGUUGAAUCAGGUUGCUCAUCAGGGAAAUAUUAAUGACUUUUACAACUUGAUCAGGAACGAUGUCAAACUUUUGGAGCACAUUGAUGAGCUCCCAUUUGUUGAUACACUUUUACACAUAUCGGUAUCUGCUGGGCAAAUCCCAUUUUCCAUUGAGAUGAUGAUAUUAAAGCCCUCUUUUGUCAACAAGCGAAAUCCAAAUGGGGAUACCCCCAUUCACCUUGCUCUAAUAAAUGGGCGUACAGAGAUGGUGCGCCAGUUUCUACAACACAAUGCGGACCUUGCUCGUGUCAAAGGAAGGGAGUUCUGUCCUGAUUCUAUUACGGAUGUGACAACACAAAAUGAGACCGCUCUUCAUAUUGCCCUCAAAAACAACAAUUUGGAGGCUUUUAAAUUCUUGGUGGGAUGGCUCCUAAGGAAGUGGCCUUAUUGGAGGAAAAUCCUGGAGCAGAAGGAUGUGGAAGGCAAUACUGUAUUGCACAUUGCAGCUGUGUCUCACUUAUUAGCUUGUGGUGGGAUAUUUGUGUACAUGAACUAUAAGAAUUUAGUGGGUAAAACAGCGUUGGACAUCUUGCAAGAACAACCCCAAGAAGUAGAAAACAGCGAGAUGAGGGCUAUACUGGACCGUGCUGGAGCUUUAAGAGCUUCAUCUCUUCCUACUGUUACUCCUUCUUAUGAACAUUACCUAAUGCUGCCCAAAAUUUAUGAGAGAGUAAAAAUACCUAUUGGGCGUCAACUGGAGGGAAUGACAGACGAAAGGCGCAGUGCGUUGCUGGUGGUUGCCGCACUGCUUGUAACAGUGACCUAUCAAGCGAAUUCGCCAAACUCAAUUGCUCUCAGUGAGAAAGCACUUACUUUAACAUACUCCAUUAUAUAUCACAUAGCAUUCAGUAGAGAUUAUGAAGAAAUGGAGGGAGGUAAGCUUAAAGAGUUCAAUGAAGAAGCCAUGCAAAUAUUACGCAUGAUUUCGACUGUGGACAUUCUUCCAUGGCUCGGGGGAUUGUGGAUGCAAUAA